UCAAUCACCCGAGAACGAUGACACAGCGCUCUCAGAGAAGGCUGAUAUCGAUAACGAGGACACAGUAGGUUCCUUCCGGUGCCCUCGCUUCUUUCUCUUAGCGGCUGGCUUCUUUCCCCUUUUCUUCAGCCCUCGCCGUGUGGCCUCCUUGUCAAUCCCCUCCUUGUCUGCAGCACCCGCACCCACAUCCUCAUCGGUAUCCAUUGCGUCUGGCUCAGGUGGCAGAACGACAGACACACGGCCGCUCCGCUUCUGCAAGACCCACACGAAAAUCGUUGCAUCAGUUGGCUGUCCGUGUGCCACAUGAUGUGGCUGUCUCACCUUUGGGGGCAAGUCCGCCGGGGAAGGGGGGAAUACGUCGGCAGGCAGGUGCGUUGGGGCAUCCACCAAGUGGCCACUCAUUGACUUGUUGACGAACACGAAACUCGGACGUCGUGAGCCAGCAAAGCGCUCUCUAAUCUUCGCCCUGAACACAGAACAGAGACGUGGAUGCAUGACGGAAACCAUCUUCAGUCCUUUCAUGCGCACCAUUCGAUAUCUUGGCUUCCCGCCUGUUCAUGCGCACCAUUCCUCAGCAU
Molecule: messenger RNA, 578 nt
Organism: Vitrella brassicaformis
Lineage: Eukaryota; Vitrellaceae
Source: the annotation of a GenBank genome assembly